This is a messenger RNA of Cuscuta europaea, 2477 nucleotides long. The record is from the annotation of a GenBank genome assembly. Lineage: Eukaryota; Viridiplantae; Streptophyta; Magnoliopsida; Solanales; Convolvulaceae.
AGUAACAUAGGUAGUAUAUAUAGAGCGCACGGUCAAGUUAGCAUGUGUGACCAUGACAAGCAAUAUGGUAAAAAAGUGUAUGUACUGAAAAUAAUACCGAGUAACAACGAGCACAGAUAGAGUGCGGAAGGCGACGAGGAUCGGAAUUUAAGGUGCGGAGAAAGAGGACACAGUCGAGACGAAACUGGUGACGCGCAGGAAGUAGGAGAGAGCUAGGGUUCUCGGGGAAUCAUCGUUGGUUUUCCGGCGAGGGGAACAUUACUGCCCUCUCUUCCGGUCUUCGCCAACGACCGCCAUACAUAAACUUGGAGACCCAAUUUCCCGCUGAUUGCCAAUAAUAGUUCAUUCCAAAGGAAUUUCUGCAAAUCCGGAUUAGAUUGGGAAAUAUAUUAGAUGCGUUAAUGGAAAAGAAUAGUUUGGAGGAACAACGGGAAGAAAGAAAUUGAAUCUCUUUAACUUCUGAUUGUAGUUGUACAUGGCCAAUCCCGAUUCUCAACGCCGUUGUGUUUUUGUUGGAAAUAUACCUUAUGAUGCUACUGAAGAACAGCUAGUUCAAAUCUGUGAGGAGGUUGGCCCUGUUGUUUCCUUCAGAUUAGUAACUGACAGAGAAACUGGAAAACCCAAGGGUUAUGGAUUUUGUGAAUACAAGGAUGAGGAAACUGCCCUCAGUGCUCGCCGUAAUCUGCAGGGAUAUGAGAUUAAUGGUCGCCAGUUAAGAGUUGAUUUUGCUGAGAAUGAUAAAAAUGCUGACAAAAACCGUGAACAAGUAAGGGUCGUGGUGGACCUGGUGCAGCUGCUGAUCCUCAAAGACAUAUAGGGGGGCCAUCCGCUAUUGGAAAUUCAAGUUUACACCAGCCAAUUGGACACCCAAUAGCUACAAGUGCUGCCACUGUCAUGGCUGGAGCUCUUGGAGCGACUCAAUUGGGGCAGACAGGCUUACAGAUUCAGCUUGGAUCUGGCAUUGAUCCUUUAUCGCAUUACCUUUCUAAAAUGUCAAGGAGUCAGCUGUAUGAAAUAAUUUCUGAUAUGAAGGCUAUAGCAACACGAAACAAGGAACAUGCCCGUCAACUAUUACAUACAAUUCCUAACUUGCCUAAAGCAAUUUUCCAGGCACAACUAAUGCUUGGACUGGUUUCUCCUCAAAUGUUACAGGUGCCUAAUAUUCGGCCAUCAUCUGUUCCUCCACCGCAGUCUGUGUUGCCUGACAAUCAUCACAACCAACAACUAGCAAUUCAAAUGCUUCCCGGGGCUGCCCCCCCUCUUCACAGUUCUCACGUCCAACACCCACAGUUGACUGAAAACAACAAUUUGCUACAUGGGAGAUUGCCAGCACAUUCUGGGGUACACUCCAUUUCAAAUAUUCGAGCUCAGGGUAAUUUGACUGCUAUCCCUCAGAUUCAGAGUGACACAUCCUCUUUGAAGCAGCAAAUGCGACAUCCUUUGUUGCCUACUCGUCCUGCUAAUUUAGUCUUUACUAGCCAACCUGCUGCACCUAAUGCUGCAUUUCAACCUUCUUCAUUAGCACAUCCACCACCUACUGAAAAAGUUUUUCAGCCAGGUUCCUCGGUAUUGUCUGCUAUUCCUGACAACAUGAAUAAGCGUCCUCUUGACACCCAAUCUGGUAAGAGUUCUGCUUGGCUCAAGAAACCAAUUCAAACUUCAGGGUUUCCGGAGAGAGCUGGAAUGCUAAAUGACAGUACGGAUGCGAUGAAUCACCCAUCGAAGUUGUCAAAACUAAAUGAUGGAAGGAGUUCCUAUCCAUCAGGAGAAUCAAAUGUGGAUAAUUUGGUAACCAGACCUUCAAGGAUAGCUAGCGUAUCUGGAAAACAUAUUUCCAGAACAGAAGAGGCUUCAAGCUCUGAGAAACAUCCUCCUCUUCAGCUGACCCCAGAUGUGGAGUCAACCUUAUUGCAACAAGUGAUGAGUCUGACUCCAGAACAGUUAAGUUCAUUGCCCCUGGAUCAGCGAGAGCAAGUCCUUCAGCUACAACAGAUGCUUAGGCAGCCAGCGUAGGUUGUGUAUGAUUAGAGACAUUUUACUCCCAAUGGCCUUUGUCGGUGUGGUCUCACCCUAACAUUUUUUUCACAAAGGCAGUGAGUGGUCUUAAGCAGCUGCAAUGAAGAAAAGCCUUCUCAAAUAACCCGAAGCAGUAAUGGCUGGCUACACAUAUGCAUUGGUUCGGGCUAACAUUCUUAGGCGUGCAGCUAUCUGUGAAAUCAUAUUUUUCCCUUGUUGUAAAUUUAUUUUUUUAAACUUUCAAAGAUUAGCAUAGGAUAAUUGCUAGAGAGAAAUUCUCUUCAUGUAACUAUGUAUAAACCAUGCCUCUAAUGAAUAGCAAUGAUACAAAUUUUAGGGACUGUUCUGUAUUUCAUAGAAGUGUCACAAAAGGUUAAGCUCAGAACUGUCUAUAAUCUACCCCAACUUUAUUGUUCUUUUAUUUUGUAUUUUCAUAAUUUCAUUUGCUUGAUUUUGCCUCG